UUGCUUGCGUCACUAUCAUAACAAUUUCAGUUUCCAAUUUCAGUCUCGUGUGCGAUCUACGUCUGAUAGUGUGUCGACUCUCUCGGUUCUUGUUCUUUUGCGGAAUAUUCCUCUUUUCAAGCAAGCGUCCAGCGACUUUCGGUGUCAAUUUAUUUUGAUAAGAUAAAAUUUUACACCCCCAGUGCCUGCCUUCCCAUCCUUCGAAAAACAUUUGAGUUCGCUUCGAUCUCGUGACAUAGACUGCACAUUGCUAGUUGUUUGUCCGGCGCUUCGAGGAGCAUCUAGUUCCCGGAAAAUAAGUGUUUUUCAAACUCUUUUCAGUCCUCUUACCUAAGGACAAGCAUGAACUUACCUUAAUCAAGUUUAACUGCUUAGCGUAGUGUUUCUAGUUCUACGUAGCUUUGUAUCAUACUUAUCAGUUAUUUUUAGUGUUUAAGUGCCCAAGGUGUUAAGUUCAACGCUCCCAGCACAUGGUUACGGCGUGCUUAGAAGGAUCUCGUUAGUUCUGUUUAUUGUACCUGGCAACUGGUGGAUUUGAGCCUCAGUGGACUCCAGCUGAGACCUCUCGAAUUAAUCUAAUUGUCUUCCGCAAACAAGGAUCUUACAACGUUAGGUAAUGAAUAAUUGGUCUUUCCCGCCUAACGAUGGUCUGUACGACUCGUCGCUGGAGAAGGAGGCUUGUGGAGUUGGGUUCAUCGUCGCCAUCGACGGCAAACGAUCUCACAAGAUCGUUCAAGAUGCCGAGAAAUUGGCCAUGCGGAUGAACCAUCGCGGUGCAUGCUCCUGUGACAAUGACACUGGGGAUGGCGCUGGAGUGCUCACCGCUAUCCCUCAUGACUUUUACUCCUCCGAGCUCAGAGAGAAACAAAAUGUGGUGUUGCCGCCCUUUGGAGAGUAUGCAACUGGUAUCAUAUUUAUGGAUAAAACCCACCACCUGCAGAGUGAAGAAGGCUUCAAAAACAUCGCCGAAGAGCUCGGCUUACAGGUUCUUUGUUGGCGCACUGUCCCUGUUCAUAGUGGGAGCAUUGGUGAGGUAGCCAGAAGCAGUGAACCGUUCAUGAGACAAGUCUUCGUUACAGGGAAGUUCGAGGAAGAUGUCCUGAAGAAGAAGGUAUUCACUCUCCGCAAACGUGCAACGCAUACUAUUCCAAGGCCUGACUCCAGGUUCUACAUUUGCUCUUUGUCUUUGAAAACUGUAGUCUACAAAGGACAGCUCACCUCCGAUCAAUUGUGGGCCUACUUCACUGAUCUCAAGUGCCCGGAUUUUGAUACAUAUUUAGCGCUAGUUCACACAAGAUUCUCAACGAAUACAUUCCCCAGUUGGGAAAGAGCACAUCCUCUCAGGUGUCUUGCUCACAAUGGUGAAAUUAACACGCUUCGAGGGAAUGUCAAUUUCAUGAAAGCUCGUGAAGGAGUGAUGAAAAGUCCUUAUUUCACCGAUUUGAAACAACUGUAUCCUGUUGUGGAGCCUAACCUCUCUGAUUCUGGUUCUGCUGAUUGUGUACUUGAGUUCCUAGUGCAUGCUGGUGGACGCUCUCUGCCAGAGGCUGUGAUGACAAUGGUACCUGAGGCAUGGCAAAAUGAUGCGACAAUGCCAAAAGAAAAAAGGGACUUCUACCACUGGGCUGCUUGCGCCAUGGAGCCAUGGGAUGGUCCGGCUCUCUUGACAUUCACCGAUGGUCGUUACGUUGGAGCCAUUCUAGACAGGAACGGUUUGCGUCCAUCUCGUUUUUACGUUUUGAAAGAUAACAUUAUGGUCAUGGCUUCAGAAGUCGGUGUUUAUGAUACGGACCCUGCAAAUGUUGAAUUGAAGAGUCGUUUAAAACCUGGUCGCAUGUUAUUGGUAGACACUCAGGAAAAAACUGUCAUUCAGGAUGUAGAACUAAAACUGCAGAUUGCCAGGAAUAGACCUCAUUCCGACUGGUUGAAAGAACAGUUGAUCACCAUGGAAGAUUUACGCAAAGAGGCUUCUGCUAGAGCUGUUGGUCUCGUCAAAGAGAAAUCCAUAGAAUUCGAGAGUGGUGAUGCCAAAAAGACGCUGAGGGACAAUCUGCCCGGUGAAGAAAUGACCCGUAUUUGGGGUGGAGAUAGGCGAUUAUCACUGUUCAGCUAUUCUAUUGAAACUAUCAACAUGCUGAUUCUUCCAAUGAUCAGAACCAAGAAAGAAGCAUUGGGAUCAAUGGGAAAUGAUGCCCCGUUAGCUUGCUUCUCUGAGUUCCAGCCGUUACUCUAUGACUAUUUCAAGCAGUUAUUUGCUCAGGUUACAAAUCCACCCAUCGAUCCAUUCAGAGAAAAAGUUGUGAUGUCACUGAUGUGUCCGAUUGGUCCUGAAGCUAAUAUUUUGGUCCCAAGUCCAAAGCAAUGCCAUAGAAUCAUUUUGCCGCAUCCAAUCGUCUCCCUUCUGGAUCUGGAAGUGUUAAAAAAUAAUGUUCAUCGUGGCUGGAAGACGCAUGUGAUUGAUGUAACUUUUGACAAGGGUGAAGGACCUCCAGGGUUUAUUAAAGCGUUAAAUAGGAUUUGUGAGGAGGCUUGCGCUGCUGCCCAAAGUGGAUUUCAAUUAAUUAUUUUAUCUGAUGCCAAAGCUGGAGCAAACAGAAUUCCAGUGAGUAUGCUCCUUGCUCUUGGUGCAACGCAUCAUCAUUUGAUCGAGGAAAGGCAAAGGAUGAAAGUUGGGCUCAUUCUGGAAACAGGCGAAGCCAGAGAGGUUCAUCAUAUGUGUGUCCUUCUGGGUUAUGGCGCUGAUGCUAUUUGUCCUUACCUUGUCUUUGAGAUGGCCAAGAGCUUACGAGCAGAGGGUGUUUUGGAUAGUACUUUCACAGAUAAAGUUUUGUACGAGAACUAUUCGGAUGCCAUGGAACGUGGCAUUGCCAAAGUGAUGGCCAAAAUGGGAAUUUCCACCUUGCAAUCGUACAAAGGAGCCCAAAUUUUUGAAGCUGUUGGUCUCUCUGAUGAAGUUAUUGACAAGUGCUUCAGGGGUACCCACUCACGUAUUGGAGGUGUUACAUUUGAAGUCCUGGCUCAAGAAGCUUAUGAUCGGCAUUUCCUCUCUUAUUCUGAAAGGACUACUGAUAUGCUCGUACUCAGGAAUCCAGGUACAUUCCAUUGGCGAAGUGGAGGAGAAAAGCAUAUCAAUGAUCCUCUCAGCAUUGCUAAUUUGCAGGAAGCAUCUGUAAGCAACAGCAAAAAUGCAUAUGCCAAGUUCUGUGAAUCAACCAUGGAGAGUGUAAGAGCAUGUACCAUCCGCGGGCAACUAGAAUUAGUAGUAAAUGACAGCCCUAUCGAUUUAGCCGAAGUCGAACCAGCGAAAGAAAUCGUCAAGAGAUUUGCUACCGGUGCAAUGAGUUUUGGUAGUAUCUCUUUGGAAGCUCAUCAAACUCUAGCUGUUGCCAUGAACAAAUUGGGUGGAAAAUCGAACACCGGAGAAGGAGGUGAGAAUGCUGACCGUUACUUAAAUCAAGAUCCUGAUUACAAUCGCCGAUCUGCAAUUAAACAGGUUGCAUCUGGUCGAUUUGGUGUUACAAGUUCCUAUUUGGCUCAUGCUGAUGACUUGCAGAUUAAAAUGGCACAAGGAGCCAAGCCAGGGGAAGGAGGUGAAUUACCUGGAUACAAGGUUACCAAGGAUAUUGCUGCGACACGUCAUUCAGUUCCUGGAGUUGGUUUGAUCUCUCCACCGCCUCAUCACGAUAUCUACUCAAUUGAAGAUUUAGCUGAACUCAUCUAUGAUCUCAAAUGUGCAAAUCCUAAUGCUCGAAUUUCCGUUAAACUAGUCUCUGAAGUUGGCGUAGGGGUUGUUGCCUCUGGUGUUGCAAAAGGCAAAGCUGAGCACAUUGUUAUUUCUGGUCAUGACGGAGGCACUGGUGCCAGCAGCUGGACAGGAAUCAAAAGUGCUGGGUUACCAUGGGAAUUGGGUAUCGCUGAAACACACCAGGUCUUGGUAUUGAACAACCUCCGCUCCAGGGUCGUGGUCCAAGCUGACGGACAAAUCAGAACUGGUUUUGACGUUGUUGUGGCUGCACUGUUGGGCGCAGAUGAAUUUGGUCUCAGCACAGCUCCACUUAUUGUCAUGGGCUGUACAAUGAUGCGUAAGUGUCAUCUGAACACUUGCCCAGUUGGAAUCGCCACGCAAGAUCCUGAACUCCGCAAAAAAUUUGCAGGAAAACCAGAACAUGUUAUUAAUUAUUUGUUCAUGUUGGCAGAAGAGGUAAGGACUCACAUGGCCCAUCUAGGCAUAAGAAAAUUCCAAGAUCUAGUAGGUCGAACAGAUCUCUUGCGUCCAUCGGAUAAUGUUGUGAAUAAUAAAGCAAAGCUGUUGAAUCUCAGUCUGAUCUUGAAAAACGCUCUUCAUCUAAGACCUGGUGUUAAUAUCGUCGGUGGAUCUGAAUCUCAGGACUUCCAGUUGGAAAAACGUUUGGACAAUGAAUUAAUAGCACGGGCGCAGCCGGUUUUGGAUGGGAAAGAAAAACGAGUGGACAUUGAAAUGGUUAUAAACAAUGAGUGCAGAGCUUUUACAAGCACUUUAAGCUACCAUAUUUCCAUGAAAUAUGGCGAAGAGGGAUUACCUCCGAACAGUAUUAACAUUAAACUCACUGGUCAUGCAGGCCAGAGUUUUUGUGCAUUUAUGACGAAAGGGCUUCAUGUAACUCUUGAAGGUGAUGCUAAUGAUUACGUUGGCAAGGGUCUGUCAGGAGGUGAAGUGAUUAUUUAUCCACCCAAAUCUUCAACCUUUGACUCAGUGAAGAAUGUCAUUGUUGGAAACGUUUGUCUGUACGGUGCAACAUCUGGUAAAGCUUUCUUCCGUGGCAUUGCAGCUGAAAGAUUCUCAGUCAGAAAUUCUGGAGCUAUUGCUGUUGUUGAAGGUGUUGGUGAUCAUGGCUGUGAAUAUAUGACAGGAGGUUGUACUGUAAUAUUGGGUCUUACUGGUCGAAAUUUUGCUGCUGGUAUGUCAGGCGGUAUUGCGUAUGUUCUAGAUGUGGAUGGUUCCUUUAGAGGAAAAUGCAACCCUGAGAUGGUUGAACUGCUUCCACUUGAGCUUCAAGAAGAUUUAGAUUAUGUCAAGUCACUUUUGAUCGAGUUCCAUGAGAAAACAGGAUCUGAGAUAGCAAAGGAGUUGGUGUCUGUAUGGCCAGAGCCUGCUAAGAAAUUCAUCAAGGUGUUCCCGUAUGAAUAUCAACGAGCACUACGACAGCUUGCGGAGGAGGCAGCUGCUGAGAAAAAGGUAGAAGAUAUCCCGCCCGCCUCACCCACUCCUACCCCUCCUCCUGUUUCGGAACAAACUGUGCGUGACAUCGAAGAAACGGUCUAUGACACAGCUUUAGCGACAAAGAAAGAAAAGAUCCUGGACAAAACACGUGGCUUUUUGAAGUAUGGAAGAGAGACUGGUCCAUACCGACCAGCAGAGAAGAGACUUAAAGAUUGGGAUGAAGUGUACAAUUUCCAGCAUGUUCGUAAAGGAUUGCGAGUACAAGCUGCACGUUGCAUGGAGUGCGGUGUACCUUUCUGCCAGUCUUCUCAUGGUUGUCCGCUCGGCAAUAUUAUCCCCAAAUGGAAUGAUCUCGUAUUUCAGAAUAACUGGAGUGAAGCUCUCAAUCAGUUACUGCAAACCAAUAACUUUCCUGAAUUCACCGGGCGUGUUUGUCCUGCACCAUGUGAAGGAGCUUGUGUACUGGGAAUAAAUGCUCCAGCAGUUACCAUCAAAAAUAUUGAGUGUGCCAUCAUUGAUAACGCUUUUGAACAAGGUUGGAUAAAGCCGGAGAAGCCCACAUUCAAGACCGGCAAGAAAGUUGCGGUCGUAGGUUCUGGUCCAGCUGGUCUUGGCGCUGCUCAUCAAUUGAAUAAGGCAGGGCACCAAGUCACUGUUUUUGAGAGGAAUGACCGCGCCGGUGGAUUAUUACAGUAUGGAAUCCCAACAAUGAAAUUGUCAAAGGAAGUUGUUCAACGUAGAGUCAAAUUACUUGCCGAUGAAGGCAUCAAUUUCCAAACUAAUGUCAAUGUUGGCAAAGAUAUAGCUGCUAAGGAAUUGUACGAGGAGUACGAUGCAUUGUUGCUCUGCACAGGAGCAACUCUUCCAAGAGACUUGCCAAUACCAGGUCGACAACUCGAAGGUAUUCAUUUCGCAAUGAACUUCUUGGAAACCUGGCAGAAAAAACAAAUGGGCAACGAAUUAACAUCUCUUAUUUUAGCCAAGGACAAGAAUGUAGUUGUGAUUGGAGGUGGUGACACCGGCUGUGAUUGUAUUGCAACCUCCUUAAGACAGGGCGCUAAAUCCAUAACAACGUUUGAAAUUCUCCCGCAGCCCCCACCGGGACGUGGUCGUGAUAAUCCUUGGCCACAGUAUCCAAGAGUGUUUAAAGUGGACUACGGUCAUGAGGAAGUAAAAGUCAAACAUGGUGAUGACCCGCGCAAAUAUAGUGUUCUCAGCAAGGAAUUUUUGGAUGAUGGCAAUGGUCAUGUGGCUGGUAUUAAAACAGUACAAGUUAGCUGGACGAAAGAUGAGGUCGGCAGAUGGAAAAUGGAAGAAGUUCCUAACUCAGAAAAGGUCUACAAGUGCGAAUUAGUAUUACUUGCCAUGGGUUUCUUAGGCCCAGAGCAUUAUAUAGCUUCCGAGUUGGAAUUGGAGUUGGAUCCUCGCUCAAACUAUCAAACUCCCAGCGGGAAAUUCACUACAAGUCUGCCCAAAGUUUAUGCAGCUGGAGAUUGCAGAAGAGGACAGUCACUGGUGGUGUGGGCCAUCGCUGAAGGUCGACAAGCAGCUAGAGAAAUAGAUGCGCAUUUGAUGGGAAUUUCCACAUUACCUGGUCCAGGAGGAGUCAUAACGCCUUUGAGCACUCAGAAAGGAUAAACUGAUGAUCAGAUAUGAAACUGAUUCCACCGGUGCUAUUCUAUGGGUAUUAGAGGACCCAUGUCCUCGUUUGGAUGCUUUACCUUCCCCAAGCUCCCAGCCCGAAGUCCCUCGCUGUCAACGUUGCUGGGUUUUCUGUUAAAACAAGCUCUAUCUCAGUAUUUUUAAUUAAAAAAAUAAUAUUGUAUUAUUUUCAUUAAAUUAGCAAGUAUUUAUGAUGUUUAAUUUAUUGCUGUUGUUACAAAACAUUUUUAUCUUUGUAGACCUAAUCUAUAAAAAACGAGAAAGCAUAUUUAUUUUAAUGUUGUUGUAUCACUGAAGUUUUAUUUUAAGCUCUCCUAGAUGUUUGUUAUCGGAAAUUUUCCUUUGCCAUCUUUUUUAAUCAGAGCUGUUAUUGCUGAGUCUAAACCAAGACAAUAAAGUCAGGACUUUGUCGCCUCUUCAAAAGUUAGUUACAUAUAUAUUUUUUUUAUUGAUUUUUACUGCUUAGUAGAAAUGAUUACAUUAAUUAGUUUUCCAUAGAGGAUUUUCACUAAAAUCUAACUUGCGCCAAAGUUGAAGUGCUAAGACUGUUACUUUUUUGCCUGAAGUCAUUAGUUUAGUUUCAGUUUUUAAUCCAGCUUAUUGAUUGCAUUUCAUCAAUCCGUUUAUUUUUUAACCAGAAUUACUGAGAAUCCUAUGAUUAUGGUCCUCUCUUUGGCAUGAGUGCUUUUUCAGGUGUGUAAGGUUGGUAAAAAAUAAAAUAAAUAUUUUUUUCCAACUAUGGUAUCGACAGUGAAGUCUCAUUUGGUCUUCAAUGAAGGGGGGCAACGAAACCUGAAAUCAAAUAUUUAUCUAAAUAUAUUCCUGAUAAAAAUCAAAUAUAUGUAUUGUCACAGACUUUAUAAUUCACUUUUCACAUGGACUUUCUAGACCGCUUUGCUACCAAGUUACAUGCAACACCUUACAUUCUUAUGUAAUCUGUUCUUGAAAACGUUUACAAUGAUGCAUCGCUACUGUGAGGAAUCUUGUGUACUUAAAUAUCCUUUAUUUAAUCAUUGUUUUGUCUUACUGUAGACAGUUUUUGUUGUAAUACCAUAAGUCUAAUGAGAAUGGCAAAGUUAAUUUCAAUAUUUUCUUUCACCUAGGAGUAUGAUAAUUUAAGCAGACAGCAGUCAUUUAUAGCAGCAAUGAUAUCCAUAUUAUCCAUAUAUGCCAACCAUUAAUGCCAUAUAUGUCCAUUAUUUUAUGAGCUGCUCAAAUUAAAUGACCUAAAACCAUUUUGAAGUAAGUGCUUCUGAUCACCAGAGAAGAAAAAAAGUGCUUCGGUGCUAAAAGGAAAAAAAUUAAAAUAAACAAAUAAUGAAAGAUGAAACAUCUCUAAUUCUCCCAGCUCUUUCACUCUUCUCGUUUUAUUGUCUACCAAGUGAUAAGAACCUGCUCUCUCUAAGCACUGAAAGCAUGAAUCAACACUUUACAAGGAUCCAAAAUUUCUUUCAGCAAAGUAGAGAAAUUGCUUUUUCAGUGAUUAUGAUAGGGCAAAUUUCAUUAAUUUCAUCUAUUGUUUCCCGAUCUUUGUGUACUUUUAAGUGUCAAAAUAUUCUGCUUAAGCUUAAAAUCUAAUAAGUUAAUUUUUAGUCAAUUUUUGGUAUCUUCAUCAUUCAGCAUGUUGAUGCAUGAACACUGUUCUGAUCAUCCCAAGGAUCGUAUUAGCAUUUUAAAAAUUUUCCUCUGAACUAGUCCGAAGAAGUUUCCUGUAAGUUAUUUCAUCGCUGGUUUUUAAUUUUUAAGUUAUAGUACGACAUUAAUUAUUUUCCCCCCUCCUGUUCAUGGGUUUUAAGUUCAGGGUUGCCAUAGUCGAUGAACACCAGGGAAUGUCAGAGUAAAAUUGUUAAACCACUUUGAUUCACUUUCUAGAAUAGCUUCGACAUUUUGAAUAACAAAUCUUGGGAGAAAACUAUUUGAAACUAUGUCCUUCUAACCAUUCGGCAUAUCUUUGAUUGGAAGGAAAUUUUAUUAAAAAAUGUCAAGGAAUUGAAUUUUUUAAAUCCUGUGGCAACCCUGUUAAGUUAUUACACUGGCUUAAUAUUUCAUGAGGUUCCUUUUGAUUGCCUGAGAGGAGCUAAAAUAUUUAGUCACAAGUGGAUGAGUUACUGGAAUGAUGUUCCAAAAGUCUAAUUUAUUUACAAGAGGAACCAUGUUGAGUACUUCUUUUGCAUUUUUAAGUGUUGAAAUUAAAAAUAUGUCCUUUUUAAUAUGUCAUGUUUAUUUUUGAUCAAUGUACUGAAUGAAAGUGAGAGCAGAUAUUAUUGUAGCCUUUGGUUUUUGUUAAAUAAAAAAGAUUUGAUUCUGUCUAA
This is a messenger RNA of Bemisia tabaci, 9174 nucleotides long. The record is from RefSeq and is a predicted model, not a curated record. NCBI's taxonomy places the organism in Eukaryota, Metazoa, Arthropoda, Insecta, Hemiptera, Aleyrodidae.